AAUGAAGGCGUACAAAUACGCGUAUACACACACAGACACACGCAUACACACAUCCCAUUACAUCACAUACUGUGUUCUCUCUAUAUGUAUUUAUAUACCAUUUAUGUAUAAUUUAGAAGCGCUUCACGCGGUAGGUCAUAUUUAGAUUUUGUAGGUCACAGGCUACUCACCCCUUAUUUCAAACUUGAAUCUCUGUAGGCGAAAAUCGUAAGCUGUUAUGUUUGUAUUUGCCAGUGAAACUAAUUGUUUGUUCCCAGCAAGUAGGCAAUAUCUUAUCUACAUAGCUGAAUAUCUUUUACUCGCUAUGUUGCUACUGACGGUAUAUUCUGUGUUCGCAAGCUGUACAUGUUAACGAGAUCAGCUCUCAGCACAUCCUCCAUCUGACAGCGAAAUCUAAUGUUUACUGCAGCGUCGGCCAUUGCACAUUUAAAUGUCAUUUCUUGUUACUAGUGAAACAUUAUCAUCAAUUUUCAUAUUUUUGAACCAACAUCGCUCGUUCGUUGUUAUUAAACAGAAUACUUCAUAAUAAUAUUAACAGUAAUAGAAGUAGUAUCGUCACCAACAGUACACGCUGAGUCCAUGGAUAUACAAGGAUUCGAUCCAGAGAAGUAUCUUGAUGAGUUGUUGGCGAUGACAUGUGUGGAAACUAAUGUCUUUAGAGGAAAUAAGCUACAUGUCCACUCCUAUUUUAAAUUUGCCUUUGGAGGGCAUCUCAUGCUGCAGGCAAUCAGUGCUGCUAUUUCUACUGUACCCAAAGAAUAUUAUGUAAACAGUAUGCACAACUAUUUUCUUUCUCCUGGAUCUGAGGAUCCUGUUACUUAUCAUGUGGAUCUCAUGCAUGAUGGUAAGACAUUUAUCAACCGAUUUGUAAAGGCCACCCAAAACGGAAAGACCCUACUCAACAUGCAGCUUUCAUUCAAACGGAAAGAACUUGACUCAAUUCAACACCAGUGGAAAAUGCCUGAAUGCCCUCUUCCAGAAGAUCUUACUUCAGCAAAAGAACAUUUUGAUUCAAAAUUGAGAAACAAUGCAGGGAAAGAAGUAUAUUGUUAUUUGUAUAUGAAAUACCCUGGAAGGUUAAAGAAAAACCAAAACCACCAUCGCUGUAUUUUGACAUAUUUUUCUGAUAACAUUGUUGAAACAUCACUUCUCCCAAAUACUGCACCUAAAGAUAAAUUAUUCAUCACCUCAUUAGAUCAUUCAGUUUGGUUCCAUAAUGAUGUUGAUAUGAAUGAAUGGGUGUUAUAUGAAACAGAAAGCUCAUAUGCUGGUGAUGGAACAGGCUUUAAUACAGGACGUUUCUGGGCACAAAAUGGUACUUUACUUGCUUCUGUCUCUCAGCAAAGUGUCAUUAGAGCAAUGCUUUAAACCAUGUUCUGAUAACAUUUCUGUGAUAUCGACACUUUUAC
This is a messenger RNA of Octopus bimaculoides (California two-spot octopus), 1409 nucleotides long. RefSeq names its product acyl-coenzyme A thioesterase 8. Gene Ontology annotation, cellular component: peroxisomal matrix. Lineage: Eukaryota; Metazoa; Mollusca; Cephalopoda; Octopoda; Octopodidae. Gene Ontology annotation, molecular function: fatty acyl-CoA hydrolase activity. The record is from RefSeq and is a predicted model, not a curated record. Gene Ontology annotation, biological process: acyl-CoA metabolic process; fatty acid catabolic process.